Molecule: messenger RNA, 4751 nt
Organism: Suillus clintonianus
Lineage: Eukaryota; Fungi; Basidiomycota; Agaricomycetes; Boletales; Suillaceae
Exons: 8
Coding region: 263-4504 (1413 amino acids)
Biological process (GO): intracellular signal transduction
Molecular function (GO): guanyl-nucleotide exchange factor activity
Source: RefSeq, a predicted model, not a curated record
UGUUUGUUUUGCUAAACUAAGUCCUCAGCGCUUAGUUUCAUACUUCCUUUCCUUUCAUUUCAGACGUUCGUUACCGACUUUUUUUUGCUAACCAGUUUUCAAAGAUCUAGACCUUCUCACUACCCAUCCAUCUGCCGCCUUACCGCCUUCGAACUCCCUUUCUCCCAAUCACCCCGGAUCCCGUUCACGUUCCCCGACUCCUUCUGUACCUGGUGAAUCUGGGACCUGGCCCCAACAUUACGGUACCCAGAAUUUAACCAAUAUGAGACUUGCUGCGGAUACUUCGAGUCUGGACGAGCCUCCAUUCGCUGGCAAUCCCCUGGUACCAGGCCAUUCAUUCUUACAAACACCUCUAGUACGGUCGGUCUCCGAGGGCGAAUCUCUUAUUCGUUUAGAUUCAUCUCCAACACGCUCAUUUGCGCGACCUCCAAAGGUGCCGCCACUCCCAGAUCCCUCUCAGUUCCCAGACCCAUAUCCACAGCGUUCUCCUUAUUCUCGCAUGUCUGAUCGAUCGUCUUCCACCCUUCCUGCUCUUUCUUCCGAAGGCUCAUCUUCUCCAUCAACACGUUCCUCUGCAUACACUAGCUCCGGGAGUGCAUUAGCAUCAAGCGACUAUGGCCACGUUCACGUUGCUACCGGAGAGGAUGAGGAGAUUGGUGUUGCAGUAGGAAUCACAUCCGAUGACGUGGACCAGAUAUUACAGACCAAGGCCGUUACGCCAUCGUCCGCAGGAAGGACCCCAAUUGACCAAACCAGGUGGUCGGAAUACUCAGCGAGUAUUCGAUCCAGGUCAUCUUCGAUCGGAGUCAAUAACACUAACAGCAUGCAUGAAAAUGGCAUGCCACGCCUUCGCCAGAACCCUAGCUUCGAUAUGGGUUGGCAAACAGUCGAUGAGCGAGAUGAAGUUGGUUUGACGAGCGACGAAGAAACUGACGACCUAGGCGAGGAAGAUGAUGAGGGUGAUGAUAAGGAGGAGGAAAGGACAUCUGCAGUAGUGGUGGCUGAAGAAGGGCGCGGUCUCAUUGUCAAAGGUGAAGGUAUCCCAAUUGUCCAGCUACGCGUUGAUCCAGGAACUACGCACCUACUUCUUGGAUCGUCUAGCACGCCAAAUACAGUGCCAUCGUUCCUGACAGGUGCCUUGCCGCAAAUAUGCAAUACCUUACUUGCACUCGACAUUUCUGCCAACUUCUUGGUCGCGCUUCCUCCUGCCCUUGCUUCAUGUGAGAACCUAGAAGAGCUCAAUGUCGCGUCCAACCCUCUUCGAGUCUUACCCGUGUUCUUGACUCAUCUCACGUCCCUGCGUGUACUCAUCGCAGAUUCUACUGGUAUUGGUAGCCUUCCCGAUUCAUUAUGCGUGCUCGACAAGCUUCACACCCUUAGCGUUCGGAGGAACAAAAUGCAUUCCCUGCCCAGCUGGCUGUGCCUCUUGCCUUCAUUGCAAGAGCUCUAUCUUGAUGGGAAUCCGUUCCAGGGUCCGUGGCAAGCUUUGGUCGAGCCGUUGCUCGCUAAAACUUCGAUGCCGCCGCUUUAUCCGCCCUCGACACCUACUAUUCCCCCUUCUCCUGCUAGCAUUGCUGACUCAUCUGUUGGGGCCGAGACCGACACGGAGUCGGAACCUACUAGUGCAGGUCCGGAUGGGCCCUCAUCCUCGCAAUUCGAUGACGAUACUAUUACCCCAGCUCGAGCUCCAUUCCUUGGUCGUUCCGCAACCUCCCCGCCAAUGCUUCCCGUCCCCAAAGCUGUUCCAAGGGGCUUGACACGCACCAAGACUGCUCCCAACGGAUCAUUUUUCAAUUCAAAAUCGCGGCCCAGAACUGAAGCGACUGCUGAUGGACUCAGGGCAUCGAAGCGCGUAGAAGACUCGGGUUACUACACAGAUCAUGAUCUGCGGAGAAUGAAGAGCGCGGGGGAACUACGUUCAUCUUACGAUCAACCUGACUCUCAGAUUUCUCCGCAGGACUCACCCGUUGUUACCCCUGCACUCCCGAACUAUUCGACCUCAGCGUCCAGCUCGAAUUUGCUUAGCGUUGGGGGUGGUUCGCCGGAAUCUGAUCGCUUGAUCGUGCCUAAGCGGUACGCCAGUCUUGGCGUUUCUUCGACAUCUUUAGCCCCCACGCGCAGUCCGCGGCCAUCCUUACCUCAUACACUAUUUGAUCCGCCUUCAGCCACUUCAGAGCCGGCAGUCCCUGAGCCCUCGCGUAUUUCUACCGUCGAAACUAUUUCACCGGCGACUUCUCCGCGUCGGCCGUUGUCGCGUGAUCCGACUCGAUCUACACCAGGUUAUGGGGAGAGAACUAGCACUGCAAGGCAGUCUCAGUCUCACUCCAAGGACAGAGAAAAGACAGGGCGGUGGGGUUUCUUGAAGAAAAUGUCAAUGGGAAAGAUGCGACCUGGACCUGACUCUCCAUCGCGCCCGAACACUACGUACAACCGCACGCCUCAGCUUGAGUCAGGGACUGUGUCCGCUUUCAAUCCCCCCACGCCAUUCUCAAGCACGUCACCUCAGAUUGACCUUCGUUUCUCCACUACGGAAGUUUUUGGGACGCUCACGGGCAGUGCUCCUGCAGUCGCUUUGUCCCCGCCAGAGCAAGAAUUUGAGAAUGAGACUCCAACCUCUGAAAAGGCUUCCCCGAUUCCGCCGCCUGCUAUACCUGGCAAUUUCCUUGCCCCGUCACAUUCUCCAGUUCCACGAUCGUCCAGAAGAAGGAGCUUCUUACCAGUCGCAGAUGCAGCAAGCAUUCCUCCGCCGUCACCUGUGUCCUUUCUGGAACGUCUAUCGUACGAUGAUGACGCGGAUGAGCCCAGGCCCAGUAUGACCUCAAGUCCGGUCCCAGAUGCGGAUUGCGUCGACUUUACUACUCGGAGGGAGGAGGAACGAGCGCGAGAGGCAUACACGCGGGCUUUGCGCUCCGUUAUGGCGUACUUGAAGGAUAUGAACGAUCUCGGACUGUCUCAGGGUGGCAAUACCAUCAGCAUGUAUGCCGGCGCGGAGGAGAGUUCGCCAAGCAUACGCUCGCGUAGGCCGACAAUUGUGGAGAGGACAAAUUCCGACGCGUCUACGAUGUCGAUAUCUCGCGCAGGAUCCAUGUCUGCUCAACUACGGUCUCCUGAUGUCAUGUCCGGUUUACGCAGUGGAACUGCUUCACAGACGGUCAGCGUUGCUGCCUCGGACUGUUCUACAGAGGAGCGGAAAUACAAGGAUGAUAAGAGCAAGCGUGCACUCGUAGUUCGAGAAAUUGUCGAGACGGAGAAGACGUACGUGAAAGGCCUUCAAGAACUCGUUGAUAUAUACAUCAAGCCUAGCGCUGCUCCCGUCAACCUGAUCAGUGGCGUUGGUUCUGGCAAAGAAACGGUCAUCCCCUCAGCAGAGAGGAGGAUCGUUUACAGUGGUAUCGAAGCCCUCUUUUCAUUUCACAAGGAAAGCUUCUUGCCGUCGCUGGAAAAAGCAGCGGCUCCACUGCUGCAAAAGCCUCCUGGAAGUGAAGAGUUGGAUCCUGACGGUCAAUUGUCAGUGGAUGUAGCGGCAGCUGUGGCUAGUUGUUUCUUGAGAUAUGCUGCUUUCAUGAGGAUGUACUCGACAUAUAUCAACAACUUCGACAAUUCUGUCCAGCGCAUCAGAUUUUGGUCGACAGAUCGGCCUGUAGCAGGCAACGCCAGCCCAGGCUCAACCCUAACGCCCUCCUCCAGCUCUGCUCAACUUGUUGGGCUUGGUCUUGCUAUCUCCUCUCCUUCAGUCCCAGGCGUGAUAUCUGAUCCAUCCGCUCCGAGUCAUACAGCACAUUUAACGUCUGGACAACGGAAACGAAUAAAACAGUUUUUGAAACGUUGCCGCAUGAAUCCUCGCCAUUCACAACUCAAUAUGGAAGGCUAUUUACUUCUACCAGUCCAACGAAUACCACGGUACCGCUUACUAUUAGAAGAGCUUUUGCGGAGCACUCCACCAUCGUACACCUUUUUAGAUGAUUCAUUAGACAGAGCUCUGACAGAAAUAUCUUCUCUGGCCAACAACAUGAACGAAGGCAAACGAGAUUUCGAAUCUCGACGAAAACUUGUUCAAUGGCAGUCAAGAAUACGAGGCAAAUUCCCCAGCCCUCUAGUGCAGCCACAUCGACGGCUCAUCAUGGAUGGACCUCUACUGCUCACCAGGGUGGUGCGAAAGACGGUCGUUUCCUUUGAGACGUUCACUGCUCAGGGGGACGCCUCUGCCGUUCAAGUUGAUUGUUUAGCGCCGGAGCUUAAUCCCCGCCCUCUCGUUGGAAUACUGUGUAAUGACCUUCUCGUUCUUUGCCGGGAUCCUAGCGACGGGAAGGAUCCGAUGUCUGCGGUCGACCUGUGGGCCGUGCUACGGAUGCAAACUUUGCCGCAGCCAGCGAGCAUCGUCCACGGCAACGCUUUGCGCCUGGUUGACAACAAGGCCAUCCUGUAUUUCGAAGCUCCAUCAGGUUCUGACGCCUUGAACUGGUUUAGAGCCAUUAAUCUACACAUACCUUCUGCAAAAGCAUAGACACUUAAGGCCACCAUCGCGCCUAAAACCUAGUAUCCACCUCCGUGCAUUCGCUUCUAGCUCGCUGGAUGGGUACUCUCUGAUACGUAUAUAUACUGUCAUUAAGUUUCCUGCAUGUUGCAUUCGGUUUUCGUCCUCAACAUUAUCUUCCCACUGUAUUUCACUCAUUACGCUUUUUUAACUCUCGUAUGGCUAGGUAAAAUAGACAAGCUUAACUGAAAUCAAUACACGCACGUCCUGAGACUCA